Messenger RNA from Hyposmocoma kahamanoa, 2544 nucleotides. RefSeq names its product DNA replication ATP-dependent helicase/nuclease DNA2 (gene Dna2). NCBI's taxonomy places the organism in Eukaryota, Metazoa, Arthropoda, Insecta, Lepidoptera, Cosmopterigidae. The record is from RefSeq and is a predicted model, not a curated record. The transcript has 15 exons.
UUAAGCCUGAAAAAGGCCGGAAAAGCAACGGCGCCAAAAAAUCAAAGGUCGAUUACUCAAUUCUUUUCCCAAAAGCAGCAAAAAUCUAUUACAUGUGGUUUAUCUCAAUUGGAAAAUCAUGGAGAGAAAUCGGCGAAACGGAAAGAAUUGUCCCCAGUACAGUCACAAAAUAUUGAUAGAACUGACGAACCAUGUUCCACUAAUAGUACCAAUACCUUGUAUACUGAUAGAAAUGGUUUAUACACACCAAAAAAACUCAAACUUGGUCACAAUUUCAAAAAAUUGUCACCAUUGAAAAUUACAGUUCAGAAAGAAAAUAGUUAUAACACCAGUGGAUCACCUACAAAAUAUAGCAACUUAAAGGGAGGUGGUAUAAAAACAAAAGAAAGUGAUGGUAUUUCUGAAAAUAAAAGUAAUUGGUCUCCUCCACUAACACAAAUGAGUAUGGAUGAUGUAUUAGAGAUGGAUAAAUUCACUAGUAAAUUUGACAAUAAUGAUAAAUUAAUUAAUGUUAAUGGAAGUCUUGUAAAUACGAGAAUGAAAACACCUAGAAAAGUUUUACAAUUUCAUGAUCAUUUUCAAAAUGGUUUUAUUGAAAUGAACAAGAGUGUGACUACCCAGAAAAAUCCUGAUAAAGACCAUCUCACAAUACCAAUAUCUAAGACUCCAGAGAAGCAGUAUUUGAAUCAUGAUGAGCUCUCACCCUCAAAGAGUGGGUCCACUGUCAAGUCCCUAGAUGUCACAGAGGUGCAGAGUCCCUCUUUGAGUCAGCAGUUUGGAGAUGACUGGGAAUUGGAGGAUGUUGCUGAGGGACCACAAGAUCUAGAUCUGUCUGUUAUACAGCGCUGUGAAAUAACAUCUGUCGUGAGACAAGCUACCAGACUGGAACUGAAACUCCAAAACACUAAUAACAAUAAGGCUACUUGCUUUGUAGAAGGCAUAUGGCUAGAUACACCCCUCGCCACUGGUGAGACAGUCAGCAUUCUGGCAAAACGAGACUCAUUAGGUCAAUUCUGCGUGAACAACACCUCCGGUCUGAUAACUUUACGACCAGACUACCUGGUGUCGUCCACCAGUGUCGUCGGCGGCGUGUUUUGUAAAAGAAAGGCUAUAUUGCAGGAAAGAUGGAGGGGUCUUGAUUCAGCUAAUACUGCUAUGACAAUGGGUAUAUUAAUACACAACUUAGUACAAAGAGCUCUCACGCAAAAUAUUCUUGAAAUCACCCCGCUUCGAAAAGAAGCUGACAAAAUAUUAAAAGAGUCCAUACAGAUGUUAUAUGACGCUGGUUUGUCUGAGGAUGAGGCGAGAGUGAAUAUGCUUUCGUAUAUUGCACCGUUGGCGGACUUUAUGCAGUAUUAUGUUGCUAAACCUCCUGUAGGGAAGUUGUCACAAAAAAAUCAAUGGAUGGGUCAUAUAGACAAAGUACUGGAUAUAGAAGAGAACUUGUGCUGCCCUCAAUUAGGUUUGAAGGGAAAGAUUGACGCUACACUACAAGUUACGGUACAUGACAGACAAGGUCGCCAACGCUCCAUAAUACCCCUAGAGCUAAAAAGCGGUAAAGCAUCAGUAUCGGCAGAACAUAGAGGACAGCUAGUUCUGUAUGGUAUGAUGCUGAGUUUGCAACGUGGGGAAGACCCGACCACGGCCCUACAGAGAGGGUUGUUGCUCUAUCUCAAGGACCGAAUUGAUCUUCGAGAAGUGAGUUGCGGGUAUCCCGAAAGACGCGAUCUCGUAAUGUUACGAAAUCAACUCGUACAGUACCUCGCUGUUGGACCAGAAGAUGUUACCCCUGAGCAGCUAACCGACAUAGAGGAUGCGUCAUGUUUACUACAACAGAAGCUACCCGAGCCUGUCCAUCAUGAGAACGCUUGUUCAAAGUGUCCCUAUCUCACCAUCUGCUCAUUGCAUCUCUGGCAUACCAAUGGACCAACCGUAUCAGAAUCACAUCCUCUCUCAAAACUACAAGGGCAAGCGUUAGGCCACUUAUCUCCAGAACAUAUUAAGUACUUCCUACACUGGACUGCGUUGUUGAAGAUGGAGGAAAGAGCACAGAAGAUAGCCAGUCCGUUACAAGCUUUAUGGACUGACAGUGUGGAAAAACGAUCAAAACGUGGUACUUGCGCUGCGAAUCUGAAGCUGAAAUCGGUAGAGCAAUCCGGUGACAGAUAUUUACAUAAAUUUGAACGAUCUUUGAAGGAAAUAGAUACGUUACAAGACAACACAGUUAAUAAAGGUCCUCAAGAAAGCGAAUUCUCAAUAGUGAGUUUGAAUAAUCGACCUUGGAUCGCUGCUGGCGUAGUUACAGAAUCCAACGAAAAGUGUAUAGCUAUUAUUUUAGAAAGAGAUCUCUGUCGUCGUUCAAACAAAGAUACCUUAUUUCAUAUCGACACAUACGAAUCGUACGCCACCACCACACAAAAUCUCACUAAUUUAGGCGUUCUUUUAGAAGACAGUGACCGAGCUGAUCGUUUAAGAAAGUAAAAUUGUGCACAGAGCACUGCUUCCGCAUAUCCUCUAUUAGUCGAGCCUGGUGGAGACAUUUAG